GCUUACUUCCUCUUUCCACCAUUUUUCUUCAUUGUCUUCUUGUUUUACCAACUUCUUCAUUUUCUCAACGCUAUAAAAAAGUAAUUUUGAUUUUGGGUUCCUACCCUUGGGAAGUAAAGGUUUUUUGUUGACAAUUUGGUUCGACAACAUUUAUGAGAAAAAUGUGUUGAGGAAAUGAGCCAUCUUAAUAACAAAGAAUCACCACACACUGACCGACCCAAGUUGACUAGAAAUUUCUAGCCUUCAAAGUCGGCUACUUUUCUUUUCGAAAAUCAUCUUUCCUCCCAAUUUAAUAUGUAUGACCCGUUAAAAACUAACUUGGAAAAUGAAAAGAAAGUUAUAUAUGAACUGUAAUAUCAGUAUCACGCCACUCAUUAUUUCACAAAGGCCUUACCUUUCUUUGGCUUAUGGCUUUUAAAAUAACAUCAUCUUACUUCCUCUUUCCCCCAUUUCUUCAUUGUCUUCUUGUUCUUGCUAUUCUUCUUGUUUUACCAACUUGUUCGUUUUCUCAGCUUUAUAAAAAUGUAACUCUGGGUUCAUCUCUCACUGCAACUCAACUAAAUGAUCACCACUACUAUUGGGUCUCCCAAUCUGGUGAUUUUGCUUUUGGGUUUCUACCCUUGGGAAGUAAAGGGUUUUUGUUGGCCAUUUGGUUCGACAAAAUUGAUGAAAAAACUGUGGUUUGGUCAGCUAAUCGUGAUAAUUUGGUACCUAAAGGUUCCACAAUUCAUUUUACUAGUGAUGGUCAACUUGUGCUGAAUGAUCCUGAAGGCAAUCAAAUAUGGACGGCAACUGCAAGUUCCUCUGGAAAUACUAAUCGAUCUGUUUCCUAUGCUGCGAUGCUUGAUAGUGGAAACUUUGUGUUGGCUGCGAUUAAUUCUGAAAUUUUGUGGCAAAGCUUUGAUGUGCCUACUGAUACAAUUUUACCAUCACAAACUUUGAAUAUGGGUGGAGAUCUUGUUGCUCGUUAUUCAGAAACCAAUUAUAAGAGUGGAAGGUUCCAAACUGAUGGGAAUCUUGUGCUUUACCCAAGAGCAGUCCCUUUGGAUACAGUAAGUAAAGCUUACUGGGCAAGUAACACUGUGGGCUCUGGCUUCCAACUUGUGUUCAACCUCUCUGGUUCCGUUGAUGUCAUUGCAAACAAUAAUACCGUUCUCUCAACUGUGGUAUCAACUACCCUUUUGCCACGAAAUUUUUACCUACGGGCGAUUCUCGAGCAUAAUGGGAUUUUUGGAUUGUAUGUUUACCCAAAGCCCACUCAUAGUUCGUCUAUGCCUGGAGCUUGGUCUCAAGUGUCAGACUCUAUAAACAUUUGUAUCUUGGUGCAGGGUGGUUGGGGAUCUGGAGUGUGUGGGUUUAAUAGUUAUUGUAGGCUUGGGGAUGAUCAGAGGCCAUAUUGUUCUUGUCCACCUGGCUAUGUCUUGCUUGAUCCAAAUGAUGAGAUCAAGGGUUGUAAACCCAACUUUGUAGCUCAGAGUUGCGAUCAAUCCUUUCUUGAAACUGAUAACUUUGAAUUUGUUGCUUUGGAAAAUACUAAUUGGCCUCAGGCUGAUUAUGGCUAUUUCAAACCAGUAAGUGAGGAAUGGUGCAGAAACGAAUGUAUGAACGAUUGUUUUUGUGCGGUUUCCUUUUUUAGGAAUGGUGAAUGUUGGAAGAAGAGGUUUCCUCUAGCUGAUGGACGAAUGGAUCCCAGUGUUGGUGGAAGAGCACUUCUCAAAGUUAGGAAACAAAACUCUUCUUUCCCACCUAGUGAUCUUGUCCAUAAACCUACAGUAGUUUUCGUUGGAUCAGUUCUAUUAGGAAGCUCUGUAUUUCUCAACUUCUUCUUAUUCCUUCUCACUUUAUUCAUUGGUUACAGACUCAAGAAAAGGAAAUCAAAGCCUGUUCAACGAGAUCCAUCUAUUUUAGAUGUGAAUUUGAGGAUCUUUAGCUAUGAAGAGCUCAACAAGGCCACAAGUGGAUUCAUCCACCAGUUGGGGCGUGGCUCUUUUGCUACUGUUUAUAAAGGGACUAUUGACUCUGAGGACAACAAUAACUUGGUUGCUAUUAAAAAGUUGGACAAUUUAGUGCAAGAGGGAGACCAAGAAUUUAAAGCUGAAGUGAGUGCUAUUGUUGGAACAAACCACAAGAACUUAGUUCGAUUGCUUGGCUUUUGCAAUGAAGGAGAACAUAGAAUGUUGGUGUAUGAAUUCAUGCAUAAUGGGUCUCUUGCAGAUUUCCUUUCUGGGACUUCGAAACCAAAUUGGCAUAGCAGAAUUAAAAUUAUUUUAGAGACGGCCAGAGGACUGUGUUAUCUACACGAAGGGUGUAGUUCUCAAACCAUUCAUUGUGAUAUUAAGCCUCAAAACAUCCUUCUCGACGAGUCGUUUACCGCACGGAUUGCAGACUUUGGCUUGGCCCAAUUUGUGAAAAAAGAUCAAGCUCGAACCACCCCGAUGACAACGACAAUUAGAGAAAGCGAAGGAUAUUUAGCUCUAGAGUGGUUCAGAGGCCUCCCCAUCACAGAAAAGGUGGAUGUUUAUAGUUUUGGGAUAUUGUUGUUGGAGAUAAUAUGUUGUAAAAGGAGUUUGGAGGAGAAAGCAGAGGAUGAAAAACAAAAGGUGUUGACAGAUUGGGCUUAUGAGUGUUUCAAAGAGAUGAAAGUGGAGAUGUUGGUAGAAAAGGAUGAAGAAGCAAAGAUGGAGUUGGAAAGGGUGAAGAAGUUUGUGAUGAUAGCAAUAUGGUGCAUUCAAGAGGAACCAUCUCUAAGGCCAACCAUGAAGAAAGUUUUACAGAUGAUGGAAGGUGCCAUUGAAGUUUCCUUUCCUCCUCAUCCAUCUUCCUUCAUUAGUUCCAUCUCUUAGUACUUUCUUUUCAGUUGUUUACUUUCAUUAUUUUCUUUAUAAAAUUGAUCAAAACUAGGUGUUUUUUUUUAGAUUUAUGGCCGCCUGAUUAAUCCAAUGUAAUUUGAAAGUUUAGGAUGUGUUUGUCUCA
Cucumis melo (muskmelon) is the source of this 2973-nucleotide messenger RNA. Its product is annotated as G-type lectin S-receptor-like serine/threonine-protein kinase LECRK3. The record is from RefSeq and is a predicted model, not a curated record. Gene Ontology annotation, biological process: protein phosphorylation. Gene Ontology annotation, molecular function: protein serine/threonine kinase activity; ATP binding. Lineage: Eukaryota; Viridiplantae; Streptophyta; Magnoliopsida; Cucurbitales; Cucurbitaceae.